AUGGUCGAAUUAGCAACAUCUUCGGUACAGCAACACCCCCUCUUCAGCACUUCUCCAACACAACCAGAAACGACCUUCCUAACCACUACCAUCUCACCCUCCUACACCUCCACCACAAGCGUCUUCCUAACCAUCACCCAGACGACACCCAUCAACAGCUUCACCGGAACCUGCAACACGAUAGUCACCACCAUCACCAACGCCCCCACCGUGACCGUCACGGCCACUCCAUCAUCAUCCCCUUCCACAACCCUCAUCACCACAACCGCCGACGCCGCCGCCGCCACCGCCACCGCCGCCCAGAACACCACCACCUCUUCGGCCUUGCCCUCUUCCUCCCCCUCGACCACCCCGACGCCCAUACCCCCGAUCACCACCACCGAAACUUCCGUCGAAACAGUCCUGCCGAGCACGAGUACGAGCACGAGCACCACCAUCUACACGCCUGCGUCAUACCCGCCUUCCAACGGUACCCUGACGGCGGCGGCUGGGACGCCGACCGUGCAGACGGCUGGUGGCGCGAUGCGUGUCGUCGUCCGUCUGCAGGGCUUGACAUUGUUGCUGCUUCCGUUGGUGUGGGCUGUGGGGCUGUAA
Molecule: messenger RNA, 594 nt
Organism: Lasiodiplodia theobromae
Lineage: Eukaryota; Fungi; Ascomycota; Dothideomycetes; Botryosphaeriales; Botryosphaeriaceae
Exons: 1
Coding region: 1-594 (197 amino acids)
Source: RefSeq, a predicted model, not a curated record